CUUUAGGGCAUAUUUAUUUUCAAUGAAACUCGUCUCACAAGCACACAGACAAACGCACAGAGUUUUGUUUUUGUUUUUUUUUAAUUGUUUAGACUUCAGAAGUGUGUCAGAGGAGGCAGAGGGCUGCAGUCUCUUUGGAUCAUCACUUCACGAAGGACUCAUCCAGAGAUCGUAGAGGAGCUACAGUAUGUUGGGUGUCGUGGCCUUGCUGCUGCUCCUGUCCAGCGGUGCUCUGUCUCUGGACAAACUCAACAUGUGUAUGGAUGCCAAACACCAUAAAGAAGAGCCUGGCCCCGAGGGACAACUUUUCAGCCAGUGCUCCCCGUGGCGUGACAAUGCAUGCUGCACAGGUAACACCACUGAGACAGCCCAUCUGGAGAGCUCCUACCUGUACAACUUUACCUGGAACCACUGUGGCAUCAUGAGCCCCGGGUGCUUGAAACAUUUCAUCCAGGACACGUGCUUCUAUGAGUGCUCACCGCAUUUGGGCCCCUGGAUACAGGAAGUGGACCAGAGCUGGCGAAAAGAGCGCAUCUUGAAUGUGCCUCUGUGUAUGGAGGACUGCCACAGCUGGUGGGAGGACUGCAAGAAUGACUUCACCUGCAAGAACAACUGGCACUAUGGAUGGGAUUGGAGCACAGGGCAUAACAGAUGCCCUAAAGGCAGCAGGUGCAGGAAAUGGACCGAAGUUUACCCCACACCCAAGUCCAUGUGUGAAGAGAUCUGGUCCAACUCCUUCCAGUAUACCACCCUGUCCAAAAGCUCAGGCCGCUGCAUGCAGAUGUGGUUCACUGGAGAAAACCCCAACAAGAAGGUGGCUCAGUACUACCUUAACAGCGCUCGGCAGCAACAAAGCUCUGCUUUGACAACGCUGCUCCUCCUGGCUGCCACAUCCUUCUCUGUAAUCGCGUACUGAUUAAAACAAUCACUGCCAAAGACAGCUGUGACUGUGUUGUGUCUCUGUUCACGUCUGCCAUGUUGUGAUAAUUUGACAUUUCUGUAUCUGAGUAUCCUGAUGAUAUGAUAACCACCAUGGUAAAGACACUCUGUCUGUCUAUGUGGUUUCAAGUUCAUAAGUCUUAUCAGAGUAGCACUAUCAAUCUAGGAACACUGGUCACAUCAAAGUGCCAUAUACAUGUCAUAAACUGAUUUAAAGUCAGCCUUCCUCAGACACUUC
Molecule: messenger RNA, 1177 nt
Organism: Myripristis murdjan (pinecone soldierfish)
Lineage: Eukaryota; Metazoa; Chordata; Actinopteri; Holocentriformes; Holocentridae
Gene: folr
Product: folate receptor
Exons: 5
Coding region: 188-916 (242 amino acids)
Cellular component (GO): external side of plasma membrane
Molecular function (GO): signaling receptor activity
Source: RefSeq, a predicted model, not a curated record